GUAAACACUCCCACCAAGUGGUGCCGGAUUUUUGUCAGUCUCCUCUCUUCCUCACGCUUGUCUAUACCCAACAUUACAAGCACAGCUUUCCUCCUCUCGUCUCUUCGCCUCGCUUGUAGCACCAGCAGUUUCUUUUUCGCAUCCCCCUCUACCUCCGAACCCUCCUGAAUUCCGACCUGAAUCCAGCUCCCCCCACGGCGUCGGCGUCGCCUUCUUCAGGAAUAUUUGGUUUCUUGACCGAAACCCUGGCGGUGGAAGAUGGAUGCCAACAAGGACAAAGGGAAUGACAAGAUGCAUUUGAGGGAUUGGUCGUCCCAGGAGGCUCUGCGCACAUACAAGAGACGCCGUCAGCCAGAGCCUGAGCCCAAGCCCGUGGAUGUGCCGGAGCAGCAGGUUACUGAUACUUUCUGGAAAAGUAGGGAUAUUGGAUGGAAGCACGGCAUAAUGAUUGAUGAAAACAGACAACACUGGAAGUGUAUGUACUGUCACCUGACUAGGUAUGGUGGUGGUGUGUCUAGACUCAAACGGCAUCUUGCUGGUGAUUUGGAUGUCAAAAUGUGCCCAAAGGUUCCAGCAGAUGUUGCUGAAAAUAUUAGGGAACAUUUGCAGAAGAAAAGAGAGAGACGAAAGACGCGAGCUGCACAGAAUGGUGUCAACAGUGUGACCAGGAGCUCUGCUGAUGAUACCAAGGCUGAGAAGGAUCCUUUACCUGUUGACUUAGAGGUGCCAACUCGAAUAGACACUUACAUUCUUGAAGAAGGCACUAACUUGACAAAUGCGGAUCAUCAGGAGCCUACCAUUUUUAGGCCUCCCUUGUUGCUACGAGGGGUAAGGGAUAUUGGGUGGGAGCAUGCGGUGGAUCUUGAUGGAAAUAAAAAACGGUGGCAGUGCAAGUGGUGUGAUUUAUGUCGAAGUGGUGGGGUAACUACAUUGAAGGCUCAUCUUACUGACAACAGCUGCCCGAAAAUUCCAAUGGAAAUGUCAAAGCAAGUGUUGCACUUCGUUGAAGAGAAAAGAGCAGCACGGCAACUUUUUAAUAGGGACCCAUGGCCCCCUUACAAGAAAAUUGAUGGGGUUAGUCUUUUUUGCUCAGAAGGGAAAGAGGAGGGGACUGGAUCAUAUAGGAAUGGUCAGCAACCUUCAAAUAAUGGUAUGCAUAUGCAAACAUCAGGGAAUUGCACUAUUGACGAGUUGGCAGCUCGAAGCAACCAGUGUGGUACAGAACAUAGUGGCCAACCAGUUGAGGAUUAUGAACAGUCAAAGAAAGGCAGUUAUUGGGCAGAGGAGCAGUUGCCAAUCGAGAAUGGCAAGCACCAUUUACUAAAUAAUGAGCACCACAUUGUUGACAAGAACAAUGGGAAUCCACAAAACAGAGAGAAGUUGAACUUAGAGUGUGAUAACUCAAUACAAGGUGCCGUAACUACAUUGAAGGCUCAUCUUACUGGAUCAAAAGAGGAAGGGACUGUACCAUGUAAGAAUGAUCAGCAACCUUCAAAUAAUGGUAUGCAUAUGCAAACAUCGGAGAAGUGCGCUAUUGAUGAGAAGUUGGCAGCUCGAAGCAACCAAUGCGGUAAACAUCAUUGUGGACAACCAGUUGAGAAUUAUGAACAGUCAAAGAUAUGCAGUGAUUGGCCCGAGGAGCAGUUACCAAUGGAGCAUGAAAAGCAUCAUGUACUAAAUAAUGAGCACCAGAUUGUGGACAAGAACACUGAGAAUUCACAAAACAAACAGAUAUUGAAACAUCCUCGGAAGACCAGGUUUAACUUACGGAAACAUAUUGUUAUCAUUGAUGAAAUUGCAAGGCAUUGGAGGUGUAGGUACUGUGGUAUGGAUGGACAUGGCAAAACAUCUAGGCUCCAUUAUCAUCUUGCUGGCGUCUUUCGUCAUCCUAAGUGCACAAGUGUCCCUAAAGAAGUUUUUGCAAAGGCAAAACACCAUAUUCUAAUAAAGAGAAGGCCCGGGAUGAGAAAGACUGGGCAGCAAGCUCCUCCAGAGCCACAAAUUCUUGCACAAUCCAGUGUAAUACUGGAGAACAAUGAUCCAGCAUUUAGCAAUCUUCCACAAUUGCCAAUAAAUGAUUUGUCGAGCGAGGUGCGUUCCAGUUACCCGACAAGGUUAAGGGACAAUGCAUGGGAACAUUCACUGUUUUUUGACAGAGAAAAAGGACACUGGAAGUGCAAGUGGUGCAGCUUAGAGGGCUAUCAUGGUGUAACUAGAUUAAAGUGGCAUCUUGUUGGCUGGCAAAAUCAUCCUCGAUGCUGUAAAAUUCCGGAAGAUGCCGCUAAGAGGGUUAGAGACCAAAUGAUAUCAAGGGAAAAGAAGAAAGUGAGAAGAUCAGGUCCACAUGCCGGUAUUGACAGUGGUGACAUUCUUUGCUCUUCUAUGAGUUCACAAUUUGAUGAAGAGCAUUUCACUAUAGCUGUGCAGAAUAGUAGUUCUUCCCAAGCUUUUGAUGAAGCUAACAGUAUAUCAAAUACACGCAACGCGUUAUCAAAUACUAUAUCCGGUUCUCAGCCACUCAUGGAGAGGCCUCAUGGAAUAUUAUAUAGUAACACAAACAAAUCUGAGAUGCUAUCUAGAAGAAGUGACUGUUGGAGUCACUGGAGAUAUGUUUUGAAUGGCCUGAUGCAUUUGCAUGGUGUACAGGAGGGUGCUGGCAUCCAGAGUUGCAUCCGUGAUGUCCUCCACAGUUGCUCUGAAUUUGAAUCUGGACCAGUUGUAUUGCAUUGUCUUAUCAAAUGCCCACAAUAUUUUUCUCUACUAUAUCAGCUCAGGGACAAAGUGGAAAUGGAUUCUGACAGAACAGUGUCAAGGAAUACGGGUAUUGCUGAGUGCAAGAACGUUCUUGUGGACAUUUUGAGAUCAGAGGAUUUUGCCUUGUUAUGCAAUGUUCUUCGCAAAACUGUGCAUCAAGAUGAGGAAAGGACUAAGUAUUUCGAUUUUGGUGUGAUUGACUCUAGAAUGAAAAAUGGAGAGUAUGGGUGUGCACCUGAAAUAUUCAAAGAUGAUUUAAAACUGUUGUGGGAAAAUCUUAAAAUGGCUGGCCAAGAUAUCAUUGACCUAGCAAAUAAUCUUUCAAGCCUCACAGAAGCCUCCUACACAAAUCAGGUUGGAAGACAAAGAGGAUCAUGUGGUUGUGAGGAGGAACUCAAGGGAGCUGUGUUGGGCAGCUCUGAACCCAAGAAACUGGUCGAAUCAGCUACAUCAGUACCCUCGAACUCACAGGGAUGCCAACCAUUGGACUAUCCAGACCGAACAGAUGUUUCUGAUGUUCAAAAGGGCAGUGCCUGUGACCAAUGUGGCAAAGAGACGAGAGGUGUCAGCACCGUCAUAUGUAAUGUAUGCAAGUUAGUGUGUCACAUGUCAUGCAUUGAUCCUCCGAUACCAUCCACGUCGACGGGAAGCUGGUAUUGCAAAGGCUGCAGCAGUACCACCUGCAAUGAAUUAGCUCAAGGAGGUUAUGAACCGAAUUGCGUGCAUGGAAAUUGUGUCCUAUGCAAAAGACUUGAGGUGUGCAGGCCCCCAGAAUGCAAAGAACAGACACCUGUUGGUAAGUCAAGAGCAACUGUGCUUUCCAGUACUGAGGGUCGGGAACUGUCGAACAUUGACCCCGGUGGUUCAUGCAAGAUAUGUGGAACUCCUGAAGAGGAUGCCAAGAGAUUCCUCGUAUGUGGUCACAGCCACUGUCCAUACAAGUACUACCACAUUUGCUGUCUGAAGUCUAAACAGAUUGCUAGCGUUAUGCAGCGGGACAAACCGUGCUGGUACUGUCCAUCAUGCCUUUGUCGGGUUUGUCUAUCUGACAGAGAUGACGACCUGACCAUUCUGUGUGACGGCUGCGACGAGGCUUAUCAUCUGUACUGCAUAACACCUCGGCGUACUUGGAUACCCAAGGGGAAGUGGUAUUGCUCGCAUUGUAGCGUGGAGAGGGCAAAGGCGGGGAUGAGACGGUAUGAGAAGAAGAUGCUGAAGCAGCAUCACAAGGAUGAUGAUGCGAGGCUGGAAAGUAGGAAUUUUGCAGCGGUGGAUUUGCUGCUUUCUGCUGCAGAGAAGCUGAGGGAGGAUGGGCAAGUGGUGGCUUGUGCAGAUUACUAGAGAAGGUAGAUACUAGUAGUAUAUCAUGGUGUGGCCUCGUUCUUCUUUCAGUUGUGUAACUGGACACGCCCGAAAGUCUUGGUGUUUUCUUGUCGUCAGAAUCCCCACCAUCGGUUUUGGAUCAAGUUGCUUAGAACCAGAAUGGCAUGUGAUGCUUGACCAGCAGAGGACAUGCAUCCUGUAUGAAGUUGGUUAGUUGGGUUCAUGACUUAUUUUGAGCUACACUACUUUCUCAGCAGCAAAACUUGAAGAGAGCUUGGGUAUUCCUGUACAAUGUUAGUGUUGUUGAAUGGAGUUUUUUCAAGGAUGAUCAUAGAUAA
Triticum urartu is the source of this 4415-nucleotide messenger RNA. The record is from RefSeq and is a predicted model, not a curated record. Lineage: Eukaryota; Viridiplantae; Streptophyta; Magnoliopsida; Poales; Poaceae.